GUGAAGUAAAGUUCCCGAAAACGACCGUUUCGACCACCGGGAUCCAGGCGUAGCAAUACGCCAGCAGCCAUUUUGCAUUUCUCGUACUCUCUCUCUCGCUCGAUCGCUCUCUCCUCUCCCGCGUAGCAUAACCGGAGAGAGAAUGAGAGCGGCUCCGUCAGCGGAGUGUCUGUGUGUUCUAGGAAAACAAGUCCUGCUCAAUGUGUAUCGAGACGCGAGUGUGAAUGCACAUGCUCCGUGCGCUCAGUGCGAUUUUUGUGUAGAGGUUCGAGAAAAGCGGUUCCGUUAAACUGCUGAAGGAGGCUGCUGAAGAACCGAUCUUCGGGCAACUGAUCAACUGAAGGAGCACGAACGAGAGCAAAGAGAGAGAGAGGAAGGAAGAUCGCCGAGGUGACGGGGGAGGAUACUUUUCUUUGUGGUGUGAAGAUAUUGUGCGUGUAGAGCAAUAGCGGAUGUCCUUCUGGGUGACGGAAAGGACCGCGCAAAGUAUGUGUGUUGUAGCGAGGUGGUGAUCCAGGUGGAAACGUGAAGAGAGAGAAAGAGAGAUGGGUGAGGAAGAUUGGAAGGAAGCAAAUCUAAGCGCGUGAAAGCACCGAGUGUAACACAAAGGAAGUGCAAGGAAGCAAGGAAUCGAGAGAAUUUGAUAACACAAGAGAGAUCAUCAACUAGUGCUGAUUUUGUAACGCGGUGUGGUUACAGUUACGGUUACAACAAUGAGUGCCAAUCGAGAUUUCGAACCGUUCGAGUUCGUGGAUGAGUCGUGGUGACCUCAAGGGUCGAAGAAGAAAGUAGUGAGUGGAUUCGGGGGCAUUGCGCGGUGUUGAAACAAAUGGAAGAAUUAACCCUAGUUUGAAAAGAAGAGUGCUACAAGAAACGAAACGAGCGUAGUGUGUUACACAUACGGUAACGGCUACCGGAAGAAUACACUAGAGUGCGGUGAGCAGAACUGGGAGCUGUCUCACGGAAGAGAGAUUCCCGCUUCACAACAGGACUGGGACAAUGUGGUUGAACGCGACGGCGGUGACCAUCCGGCGCAGGAGGUCGUCCGCCGGAAUGAGCUCGCAACUGUCGAACGUUUGGAUUAAAAUACUUGCGACGGGAUUCCUGCUGGCCGUGCUAGCCGACAGUGCCAACGGUUUUCUGUCCUGUUCGCCAUCACCGUGCAAAAAUGGCGGCACAUGCGUCAACAAACCGAACGGGGGAUCCUACUGCAACUGUACGUCGCGAUAUACCGGUGAAUUUUGUGAGUCCACGAAUCCGUGCUACAACGGGUCGGGUCCGCGGUGCCAGAACGGGGGCACCUGCGAGGUGACGUCCCGGGACGGCGUUCCGUCGUUCGUGUGUCGGUGCGCGAUCGGUUUUACCGCGAGUUUGUGCGAAAUUCCGGUGAAGAACGCGUGCGAUUCGUCUCCGUGCAACAACGGUGGAAGCUGCAAGCUGAAGACCCUGGACGACUACAGCUGCCUGUGCGCGAUCGGCUACUCGGGCAAAUACUGCGACAAGCAGAACCUGUGCGCCUCGUCGCCGUGCCGCAACGGCGGCACUUGCACCAUCUCGGGCGGCCACUUCAAGUGCGUCUGCCCGAAGGGAUUCAAGGGUGCAACCUGCUCCGAGGACAUCGAGGAGUGCAUCAAGAAUCCCUGCCUGAACGGUGGCAAAUGCGUCAACACGCACGGCUCGUACCAAUGCAUGUGUGAUGCCGGAUACACUGGCAAGAACUGCGAAUCGCCCUACAUUCCGUGCGCGCCGUCGCCGUGCCAAAACGGCGGAACCUGCAAGCAGUCGACCAAGUUCAACUACGAGUGCAAGUGUCCACCCGGUUUCCAAGGCAAAAACUGCGAGGAGAACAUUGACGACUGCCCGGGCAAUAUGUGCCAAAACGGUGGCACCUGUGUCGACGGGGUCAACGCGUAUCACUGCAAGUGCUCGCCGAGCUUUACCGGCGAGUACUGCGAAACGGACGUGGACGAAUGCGUGCAGCAGCCGACGAUCUGCAAGAACGGGGCCACCUGUACCAACACCCACGGCGGCUACAAUUGCAUCUGCGUCAACGGCUGGAACGGGCCGGACUGCAGCAACAACAUCGACGACUGCGUGGACGCGGCCUGUUUCAACGGGGCGACCUGCAUCGACGGCGUCGGAAGCUUCUACUGCCGGUGUACGCCCGGCAAGACGGGUCUGCUGUGCCAUCUGGACGACGCCUGCACCUCGAACCCGUGCCAUGCGGACGCCAUCUGCGACACCAGCCCGAUCAACGGGUCGUUCACGUGCUCGUGCGCAAUGGGCUACAAGGGCAUCGACUGCUCCGAGGACAUUGACGAGUGCGAUCAAGGAUCCCCCUGCGAACACAACGGCAUCUGCGUCAACACGCCCGGAUCGUUCGCGUGCAACUGCACCCAGGGCUUCACCGGACCGCGCUGCGAGACCAACGUCAACGAGUGCGAGUCGCACCCGUGCCAGAACGAGGGCAGCUGCCUGGACGACCCGGGCACCUUUCGCUGCGUGUGCAUGCCAGGUUUCACCGGAACCCAAUGCGAGAUUGACGUGGACGAGUGCGCCACGAACCCGUGCCUGAACGGGGGCAUCUGCCGCGAUCUGAUCAACUCGUUCAAGUGCACGUGCGCGAUCGGCUUCACCGGGAUGCGCUGCCAGAUCAACAUCGACGACUGUCUGUCGCAACCGUGUCGGAACGGCGGCAUCUGCCACGACUCGAUCGCGGGCUACACGUGCGAGUGCCCGCCCGGCUAUACGGGAAUGUCGUGCGAGACGAACAUCAACGACUGUCAGUCGAACCCCUGUCACCGGGGGAUCUGCGUCGACGGGGACAACUCGUUCAGCUGCCAGUGCAAUCCGGGCUACACCGGGUACCUGUGCCAGAUCCAGAUCAACGAGUGCGAAUCGAACCCGUGCCAGUUUGGCGGCCAUUGUGAGGAUCUGGUGGGGGGUUACAUCUGCCGGUGUCAGCCGGGAACUUCGGGGCCGAACUGCGAGGUCAACGUCAACGAGUGCCACAGCAAUCCGUGCCGGCACGGUGCCAAGUGCAUCGACGGUAUCAACCGGUACACGUGCCAGUGUGUUCCUGGGUUUACGGGCGUUCACUGCGAGACGAACAUCAACGAGUGCGCGUCGGAUCCUUGCGCGAACGGUGGAGUUUGUAUGGAUUUGGUCAACGGCUUCCGGUGCGAGUGUCCUCGGGGGUACUUUGACGCGCGUUGUUUGAGCGACGUGGACGAGUGUGCGUCGAACCCGUGCAUCAACGGAGGUCGCUGCGAGGAUGGGGUGAACCAGUUCAUCUGCCACUGCCCGCCCGGGUACGGAGGUCGUCGCUGCGAGACGGACAUUGACGAGUGCGGAUCGAACCCGUGCCAGCACGGCGGGAUUUGUCGCGACGGGUUGAACUCGUACACGUGCCAGUGCAUGCCGGGCUAUUCGGGACGCAACUGCGACAUCAACAUCGACGACUGCGUGAACAACCCGUGUCGGAACGGGGGGUCGUGCAUCGACCUGGUCAACGGGUACAAGUGCGUGUGUCGGGUGCCGUUCACCGGACGGGACUGCGAAUCGAAGAUGGACCCGUGCCUGCCGAACCGCUGUCGGAACGGAGCCAAGUGUUCGCCGUCGCCGAAUUACAUGGACUUUUCGUGCAGCUGCACGCUCGGCUACACCGGCCGACUCUGCGACGAGGACAUCAACGAGUGUGCGCUGUCUUCGCCGUGCCGGAAUGGGGCGACCUGUCGCAACACCAACGGUUCGUAUCAAUGCCUUUGCGCGAAGGGUUACGAGGGACGGGACUGCACCGUCAACACCGAUGACUGUGCGUCGUUCCCGUGCCAGAAUGGCGGGACGUGCUUGGAUGGAAUCGGCGAUUACACUUGUUUGUGCGUGGAUGGUUUCGAGGGGAAGCACUGCGAGGUGGACGUCAACGAGUGCCUGUCGAUGCCGUGCCAGAACGGGGCGACCUGCACGCAGUACGUGAACUCGUACACGUGCACGUGUCCGCUCGGGUUCUCCGGGAUGAACUGUCAGACGAACGACGAGGAUUGUACGGAGAGUUCGUGCAUGAACGGUGGGACGUGCAUCGACGGGAUCAACAGCUACAACUGCUCGUGCCAGGUUGGGUUUACGGGGUCCAACUGUCAGUACAAGAUCAACAAAUGCGACUCGCAACCAUGCCGGAAUGGGGCGACCUGCUACGACUACGAUAAUGACUACACGUGCCACUGCUCGUACGGUUACACGGGGAAGCAGUGCAUGGACUACGUCGACUGGUGCUCGCAGAGUCCGUGCGAAAAUGGAGCGACCUGCGUUCAGCGCGAGAACGUGUACCAGUGCGUGUGUGCCCCGGGAUGGACGGGGAAGCUGUGUGACGUGGAGAUGGUAUCCUGCAAGGACGCUGCCGCCCGGAAGAGCGUCGACGUGAAGCAGCUAUGCCACGAGGGAAGCUGCGAAGACUUUGGCAACUCGCACCGCUGUCACUGCCAGCAGGGCUACACCGGAUCAUACUGCCAGAAGGAGAUCAACGAGUGCGAGAGUCAACCCUGUCGGAACGGGGGGCACUGCAAAGAUUUGAUCGGGGCGUACAAGUGCAUCUGCAAGAAGGGCUUCCAGGGCCAGAACUGCGAGUUGAACAUUGACGAGUGCAAGCCGAAUCCGUGUCGUAAUGGGGGAAUCUGCCACGAUCUAAUCAACGACUACAAGUGCUCGUGCCCGCCGGGAACGCUCGGUGUGCUGUGCGAGAUCAACACGGACGACUGUGUGCCGGGGGCGUGCCACAACAACGGGAGCUGCAUCGACAAGGUGGGUGGGUUCGAGUGCCGUUGUCCGCCUGGAUUUGUGGGAUCGCGCUGCGAGGGAGACAUCAACGAGUGCUUGUCGAAUCCUUGCUCGAACCCGGGUACGCUGGACUGCGUCCAGCUGGUGAACGACUACCAUUGUAACUGCAAGCCUGGCCACAUGGGACGGCACUGCGAGAUUAAGGUUGAUUUUUGUGCGAAUUCGCCGUGCUUGAACGGUGGGCUGUGCUCGACGCGUCAGUCCGGUCAUCACUGCGUGUGCGCAGAUGGAUAUUAUGGAAAGAAUUGUGAGUUUUCCGGACACGAUUGCGACUCGAACCCGUGCAUCAAUGGGUUGUGCCAGAUUGCGGACGACGGCGGGUAUCGCUGCGAGUGCCCGUUGGGAACGAGUGGAAUCAACUGCGAGAUUGAUAUUUUGGACGAGUGCGGGUCGAGUCCGUGCGAUCGGGGAGCGGCCUGUCAGAACAAGCUGGGGGAUUUCGAGUGCUUCUGUCCGCCCAAGUGGGCAGGGAAGACGUGCAAUCUGUACGACCCGAUGUACAAGGGCUGGUUCGAGAGUGCGAGCAAGAAGAAGGUCGGCAUUUUGAACACGUACGCGAUUGAUCUGGAGUACCAGCGGGCGCAGUGCAUCAAGAAGGGCUGCCGGGAGAAGCAGGGCAACCACCGGUGUGACGAGGAGUGCAACACGUACGCGUGCGACUUUGACGGGAACGACUGCUCGCUGGGGAUCAACCCGUGGCUGAACUGCACCGCCAGCAUCAACUGCUGGGAGGUGUUUAUGGACGGGUUCUGCAACGAGGAGUGCAACAAUGCGCAGUGUCUGUUUGACGGGCGGGACUGCGAGAAAAAGCUGCAGCCGUGCAAUCCGGUGUACGACGCGUACUGUCAGAAGCACUACGCGAACGGGUUCUGCGACUACGGAUGUAAUAACGCCGAGUGUAACUGGGACGGGCUGGACUGUGAGAACGAGAAGGAACCGGCGCAGCUUGCGGAGGGCGCGAUUUCGAUCAUCCUGCUGAUGGAUUUGGAGACGUUCAAGAAGACGUCGGUGCAGUUCCUGCGAGACUUGGGACAUCAGCUGCGCACGACGGUGCGGAUUAAGAAGAACAGCGCCGGCAUGGAGAUGAUCUACCCGUGGAAGGGGAAUAGUGCGCUGCCGGGACUGGCCGAGAGCGAGUUUGGACGGAAGCAUCACGUGGUUUAUACGGAGGCGCGUCAAACGGGCAUUCAGGUGUUUUUGGAGCUGGACAACCGCAAGUGCAUUGGACGGACCGGGGCGGAGUGCUUUGGCAGUGCGAACGAAGCGGCGGAGUUCUUGGCAGCGACGGCGUCCAAGCACUCGCUGCUGAAGAACUUCCCGAUCUACCAGGUCAAGGGUGUGAACCCGGAUGACGAUGGGUUGCCGGAACCGACGAAUGGAAGCUACGUGAUUCUUGGGGUGUUUAUCGGACUGUUGCUGUUUGCGAUGUGCGGAGUGUUGGUUGCGAACAGGAAGCGUGCCCACGGCAUAACUUGGUUCCCGGAGGGCUUCCUGACGGCGAACACGAACGUACGCAGACCUUCGCGACGUCGUCCGGACGGGCAGGAGAUGCGAAACCUGAACAAGAACCCUUCGAUGGUGGACAUGUCCAACGGGCACAUGGGCCAUGCCCAGCAGUGGUGCAACAGCGACGACGAGUCGGAGAUGCCACAGCCGAAGCGAAUCCGCGGCAUUGAUCAGGGCUAUUCGAGUGACCACACGGCCAUUACGGACUACGAGGAGACGGAACCGCGGGUUUGGUCGCAGCAGCACUUUGAAGCGGCCGACAUUCGGGACCAUCCGGCGAUGAUGACGCCGCCGACGCACCACGACGGAGGUCACAACGAGGUGGAUGUGCGUGGACCUUGCGGCAUGACUCCGCUGAUGGUGGCGGCGGUUCGCGGUGGAGGAAUGGACUCGGGAGAGGACGUCGACUCGACGGACGACACGACGGCGCAGAUUAUUUCGGAACUGGUUGCGCAGGGCGCCGAGUUGAACGCCACCAUGGACAAGACGGGCGAGACUUCGUUGCAUUUGGCGGCGAGAUACGCACGAGCUGAUGCUGCGAAGAGGUUGCUGGACGCUGGAGCCGAUGCUAACAGUCAGGACAACACUGGAAGAACUCCGCUGCACGCGGCUGUGGCCGCCGACGCCAUGGGCGUGUUCCAGAUCUUGCUGAGGAACCGAGCGACCAACUUGAACGCCCGCAUGCACGACGGAACUACGCCGUUGAUCCUCGCUGCCCGACUCGCGAUCGAAGGAAUGGUUGAAGAUCUGAUCACGGCCGACGCCGACAUCAACGCGUCGGACAACAGUGCCAAGACGGCGCUUCACUGGGCCGCCGCCGUCAACAACGUGGACGCGGUGAACAUCCUGCUCACGCACGGUGCCAACCGGGACGCUCAGGACGAAAAGGACGAAACGCCACUCUUCUUGGCGGCCCGCGAGGGCAGCUUCGAGGCGUGCAAAGCCCUGCUGGACAACUUUGCCAACCGAGACAUCACCGACCACAUGGACCGGUUACCGCGGGACGUCGCCAGCGAGCGGAUACACACGGACAUAGUGCGGCUGCUGGACGAGCACGUGCCGCGCAGCCCCCAGAUGGUCACGACCAUCCCGAACACGAUCAUGUCGCCGACGUCGCACCCGCACAUGAUCACCCACCCGACGAUCAUCGCGGCGACCAAGGUCAACAAGCAGAAGAAGCGCGCCAAGGUGAACGGCGGCAUGGUCGUCCCGCAAAACCCAAACAGCCCGGAGAACGUCACGGACGGCAGCAUCCGGCGAAAGGCCGUGGCUAAGAAGCCGGGCGCCAAGAAGAACAACAACAACGCGAUGGCCGGCGACAUCCAGAUGACGGACGACGGUCUGAGCUCGGUGGAAUCGCCCCUGGCGAACAUCCCCAGCCCGUACGACACGGUGUCGCUGUACUCGAACGCGAUGGCCGUGCACCAGAUCGACCCGAUGACCGGCAACAAGAAGCCACCGAGCUACGAGGACUGCAUCAAGAGCGCCCAAUCGAUGCAAUCGCUGCACAACAUCAACCUGGACAACUACGGCUACUCGAUGGGUGGCGGCCAGGGCCAGGGCCAGGGCAACACGCCCUUCCAGGACCUGAUGAUGAACCAGCGGAGCAACGGCGGCAACGGCAUGAUGAUGCACGCGAUGCACGUGAUGGGCGAGAGUGGCCUCAGCCCGCCGUACUCGAACCAGUCGCCGCCGCACUCGGUCCAGAGCAACCUGGCGCUGUCCCCGCAGGGCUAUAUCGGUAAGUUACGACCCGCGACACGCUUGGAAAUUACAAAUUACUCAAGGGUUUCACUAUUUCCAGGUUCCCCCUCACCCGCCAAGACCCGUCCGAGUCUGCCGACGUCGCCGACGCACAUCCAGGCGAUGCGGCACGCGCAGCAGCAAAAGCACGGCGUCCAAAUGAUCUCCAGCAACGGAAGUAUGCAGCAGCAGCAGCAGCAACAGCAACAGCAGCAGCAAAGCAGUAUAGGCUGUGGGCAGCAGCAGGGCAGUAGUAGUAGCAACAGCAACAACAACUCAAACAGUGCAAUGUUGGCCAGUUUGCAGAUGAACUUUGUCAACGGGUCCAGCGGGCUGGAACUGGCCGGGUUCUGCAGUCCUACGGGUCAAGGAUCUCAAGCGUCGACUUCGCAGAACACGACCGCCACCACCAUCUCGUCGCCGUCGAGCUCGACCAUGUCGCACCUGUCGCCGAUGUCGUCGGCGUCGGCCCACUGCCAGCAGUCGACGCUCAACAGCCAGCAGUCGUCGUUCUACCAGUAUCUGACGCCACCGAGCCAGCACAGCGGGGGCGUGACGCCGCAGCACCUGGUCCAGACGCUGGACAGCUACCCGACGCCAUCGCCGGAAUCGCCCGGCCACUGGUCAAGUUCCUCGCCCCACUCGACCUCGGACUGGUCCGAGGGCGUCCAGUCGCCGGCCGCGGCCAACAUGAACGUGUACGUGACGAGCGCCCCGGCGGGAGGCGGCGGCGCCGGCGGUCACCAGGCCAACAAGGGAUCCGAAGCGAUCUACAUCUAAGGUAUGAGAAAGGAGACAAGUGCCUCGUCCCCCCCUCCCCUCCACUUUGGCGCGACGUCGCCAGAGCGUGAUGAUAGUGAUAAUUUAUUCGAUAAUUUAACUAAUUUUAAACGAAUUUGUUGUAAAAGACUUCCUCUCUACGAAACGUGCUAAGAUUUAUCAGCGAUUUUUUUUAUGUGUGUGCGAGCCGAACGAAUGAAUGCGUGAAUGGGUGCAAACAUUCCCGGAGAAACGGAACGGGAAUUUACUUGCGUUAAGACAAGCUACUAUUAAAGGGAAAACAACAAUGUUUUUAAAGGCACAAAAAAGACAACAAUUAGACAAACGAAAAAAGACAAACAGAAUGUACAAUAUACUUAUAAAUAUAUUUUACUUUUGAACUACUUUAAAACAAAUUUUAACACGCGUACAUGUUUUAAUUUGACAAACAUAAAUAAAGAGAAAAGUGCUUCCAGGAGAAAGAAAGGAACGCGCAGCAAGAUUCCACAGAAAAAAAAAAACGUUUCCCUUUUUAUUUGUUGUAUAAAGUAAAAAAAAAAUGUGGACAAGCAACACUCAAAAAAUAUGGUCUGAUUAUAAGUUAGUAUUUUUUAACUGUUCCACUCAAAUGCGUCGUGCUACAACUAGCGAGUAAACGAGAACUUAAUACAAACAGAGAGGCGCGUGACGCGCACAACCUUUUUAAACACUAAAUCGGAGGGCUAGGAAUGCCCAAACUCCCCCCCCAAUUUGUAGAUGUUGUACAUAGUCAGAAUAAAGUAAAAAAUCUAUUGAAAUUAUUGUAAUAUUUUAUUGAGAAUUUUUUUAAGUGCGAAUACAAGCGACGAUUAAGGCGAGCCGCUUCGCGGCCCGCCAUUUUACACCUAGCAACUAGUGUAGAAAAUAAAAAUCUCUUUUUUACUCUCUGAAACGCAGAAAUCAAGACAAAAAAAAACAAAAUCUCUCUAGAGCGAUACAGCAGUUUUAAAAAUUUCUUGUUAAAAGGUUAGUUAAUGUUUUGAAUGCCGAACAAAAAAGUGAAUCUCAACGCAAAAGCUGCAAACACCAGUGACGACAAUCCAGAACGAAUCGCGCACCCUCGAUAUGCAAUAAUUUGAAACUAAUCAGUACAGCUGACGCGACCGCGUCCCCCAACCUCUCUCUCUAUAUCAUCAAAAGUUUAAUUAAAUCUCAGUAUACUCCUCUGCUCAUGACGGAAAGAGCAUCAGAAGGUAGUCUCUAUUUACGCAGCGAAUGUAAGAUUAUUUUCUAGAGUGGGCUGUUUUAUUUUUUUUUACAAUUCUAUUAGUUAUGUUUAGCGAAAGAAAAUGAAAGUGCUCGAGAAGAAUUUUGACACAGGAAGCAUAAACACACACAAACACGCAAACGCAACAGAGAUAUAAUAUAGGCGAUAUUUGUCUGACGAUUUUAUAAAAGAGAUGAAAACAAUAAAAACUGUAUAAAAUUUUAUUUCAUAAAA
Molecule: messenger RNA, 10321 nt
Organism: Culex quinquefasciatus (southern house mosquito)
Lineage: Eukaryota; Metazoa; Arthropoda; Insecta; Diptera; Culicidae
Gene: N
Product: neurogenic locus Notch protein
Exons: 10
Coding region: 1000-8862 (2620 amino acids)
Biological process (GO): multicellular organism development; establishment or maintenance of epithelial cell apical/basal polarity; Notch signaling pathway
Cellular component (GO): plasma membrane; protein-containing complex
Molecular function (GO): protein binding; calcium ion binding
Source: RefSeq, a predicted model, not a curated record